AUGGGCGCCCUGUUCCGCAGCGAGGAGGUCUGCCUGGCGCAGCUCUUCCUGCAGUCGGCCUCGGCCUACACGUGCGUCAGCGAGCUGGGCGAGCGGGGGCUGCUGGAGUUCAGGGACCUGAACCCCAACGUGAGCGCGUUCCAGCGGCGCUUUGUGGGCGAGGUGCGGCGCUGCGAGGACAUGGAGAAGACCUUCACUUUCCUGCAGCAGGAGCUGCGCAGGGCCGGGCGGGCACUGGGGCCGUGCGUGGAUAACCCGCCGGCACCGCCGGCGCGCGACGCCCUGCGCAUCCAGGAGCAGUCGGAGCAGCUGGCGCAGGAGCUGCGCGAGGUCAGCCGCAACCGGGAGUCGCUGCGCGGGCGCCUGCGCGAGCUCCGCGAGUACCUGCAUGUCCUGCGAGAGGGCCAGCGCUUCACCAGCCUCCCGGCGCCGCUGGGCUCCCCACCGCGGCCCCGGGCGCACUCUGAGCGCGAGCCCCUCCUUGACCCGUCCGUGAGCCAGCAUCUCGACCGCAAGAUCAACUUUGUGGCCGGCAUCGUGCACCCAUGGCGGGUGAGCGCCUUCGAGCGGCUGCUGUGGCGCGCCUGCCGUGGCUACCUGGUGGCCAACUUCGUGGAGAUGCCCGAGCCCAUGGAGGACCCGGCCACGGGUGAGAGCAUCACCUGGGUCAUCUUCCUCAUCUCCUACUGGGGCGAGCAGAUAGGGCAGAAGAUCCGCAAGAUCUCCGACUGCUUCCACUGCCACRUGUACCCCUACCCCGAGAGUGAGACGAGCCGCAAGGAGACCCUGUCGGGGCUGCUCAGCCAGAUCCAGGACCUCAGCAUGGUGCUGGAGGAGACGGAGCAGUACUUGGCGCAGGUGCUGGACAAGGUGCUGCUGGUGCUGCCCACAUGGCGGGUGCAGGUGCAGAAGAUGAAGGCUGUCUACCUGGUGCUCAACCAGUGCAGCUUCGACGUCACUGAGAAGUGCCUCAUCGCCGAGGUCUGGUGUCCCGUGCAGGACCUCACGCAGGUGCAGGAGGCCCUGCGCCAGGGAUCGUACAAGAGUGGCUCGAGCGUGGAGUGCUUCGUGCAGCGCAUUCCCACCUCGGAGAGCCCACCAACGCUCAUCCGCACCAACAAGUUCACCGCUGGCUUCCAAAGCAUCGUGGAUGCCUACGGGGUGGCCAGCUACCAGGAAGUGAACCCGGCACCCUAUGCCAUCAUCACGUUCCCCUUCAUCUUUGCCAUCAUGUUCGGGGAUGUUGGUCACGGGCUGCUCAUGUUCCUCUUUGCGCUCUGGAUGGUGCUGUAUGAGAAUAGCCCCAGCUUGCGGCAGGCCAGCAACGAGAUCUGGCUGACGUUCUUUGAAGGGCGCUACCUCAUUCUGCUCAUGGGGGCCUUCUCCAUCUAUACGGGCUUCAUCUACAACGAGUGCUUCAGCAAAGCCACAGUCAUAUUCCCCUCGGCCUGGAGCGUGGCCACCAUGGCCAACCACUCCUCCUGGAGUUCAGACUACCUCGCUGUUCACCCAUCCCUCACCCUGGACCCCAACAUCACAGGUGUCUUCCAAGGGCCCUACCCAUUUGGGAUCGACCCAAUCUGGAGUUUGGCCACCAACCACCUCAACUUCCUCAACUCCUUCAAGAUGAAGAUGUCCGUGGUGCUGGGCAUUGUGCACAUGGGCUUUGGGGUCCUCCUGGGGGUCUUCAACCAUGUGCACUUCSGGCAGCGACACCGGCUGGUGCUGGAGUUCCUGCCCGAGAUGAUCUUCCUCCUGGCCCUUUUUGGCUACCUCGUCUUCCUCAUCUUUUACAAGUGGAUCAGGUUCAGCGCUGUCAACUCCCUGGUGGCCCCCAGCAUCCUCAUUCACUUCAUCGACAUGUUCCUCUUCACUUCCAACAAGGAGAACCUUCCGCUUUAUGAGGGGCAGGUGCCCGUGCAGACUGUACUGGUGGUGCUGGCUCUGGCAUCGGUGCCUGUCCUGCUCCUGGGGACACCCCUCUACUUGUACUGCCGCCAGCGCUCUUGGCGAAUGCGCCAGCCUGCGCCUGGGACUGGAGCGGGGCAGGAGCCGCUGCUGGAGGGGCAGGAAGCUGGCAACUCUGUCAACGCCACCAAGGAGGACGUGGAGAGUGGGGCACAUGGCCACGAUGCCAAGCACUUGGACUUCUCCGAGGUGUUCAUGCACCAGGCCAUCCACACCAUUGAGUACUGCCUGGGUUGCAUCUCCAACACGGCGUCCUACCUGCGGCUCUGGGCCCUCAGCCUGGCACAUGCCCAGCUCUCCGAGGUGCUCUGGACCAUGGUGAUGCGCAAUGGCUUCGUGCGGCUGAGCUACGUGGGUGGCGUGGUGCUGGUGCCCGUCUUCGCCUUCUUYGCCGUGCUCACCGUGGCCAUCCUGCUGGUGAUGGAGGGGCUCUCRGCCUUCCUGCACGCCCUGCGCCUGCACUGGGUGGAGUUCCAGAACAAGUUCUAUGUAGGCGCCGGCUACAAGCUGUGCCCCUUCGCCUUCGCGACCAACGCCUGCGAGUAGGGCUGCCGCCUCCGUGCCUUUUGCGAGGAUGCUCUUGUUGCCCCUCCCUGACCGCUACUUCUCUGAGCCCUCCCCUCUGGCCUGGAGCAGUUUACCUUCUUUAUUUUAUUCUUCUUUUCCCCCUGCCCCUUCUUCCCCUUCUCAUUAUCGAUGGUGAACAAAUGACUGGGGCCCUGGCGCAGCGGUGAGGAAGCCGAGAUGUGCUGCAGUACCUGGGUGCCCACCUCGCCCUGCCCCUGGAGCGCAAGCAGGGGGCUCAGGGUGUCGGGGAGCCGUGUUGGAGAUCCGGGAGCAGUGGGGUAGGGCCACGUCCCCAGCACCCCGGGGAUGGAUGUAGGAUCCAUCCGCACCUUCCUCUGCUCUUCCAGCCUGAGCAGCCUCCACGUGCCCUGGGAGACUUUCUUCUGGAAGCAAAUAAAA
This is a messenger RNA of Nothoprocta perdicaria, 2934 nucleotides long. It is a transcript of the gene TCIRG1, whose product is annotated as T cell immune regulator 1, ATPase H+ transporting V0 subunit a3. The transcript is spliced from 19 exons. Gene Ontology annotation, molecular function: ATPase binding; proton-transporting ATPase activity, rotational mechanism. The record is from RefSeq and is a predicted model, not a curated record. Lineage: Eukaryota; Metazoa; Chordata; Aves; Tinamiformes; Tinamidae. Gene Ontology annotation, cellular component: vacuolar proton-transporting V-type ATPase complex; plasma membrane; vacuolar proton-transporting V-type ATPase, V0 domain. Gene Ontology annotation, biological process: proton transmembrane transport; vacuolar acidification. The coding region runs from base 1 to 2514 and encodes 837 amino acids.